Messenger RNA from Corticium candelabrum, 1880 nucleotides. RefSeq lists its product as uncharacterized. NCBI's taxonomy places the organism in Eukaryota, Metazoa, Porifera, Homoscleromorpha, Homosclerophorida, Plakinidae. The transcript has 15 exons. Bases 12 to 1736 code for a protein of 574 amino acids. The record is from RefSeq and is a predicted model, not a curated record. Gene Ontology annotation, molecular function: mannan endo-1,4-beta-mannosidase activity.
UCUGUGUAGAGAUGAAGCAUCUCGUUCUUGUAUUGUUUGCAGUCCUCCUGCACACUGUCACAAUCAAGCCGUGCGCAUCAGUUUCUGUGCCGUUGUUUCACGUGUUUGCGCAUUGCGUGGAUUGGAACAAACAAUACGACAACCCGUUUAACUAUUCAGAGGUUGGUUUGCUAGCAGAUAUUGUAUCUCCUGAAAAAACUGUAACCAUUGAUGGGUUCUACUUUCAGGACUAUAACAGGUCGUUGGUCAAUGGUAAGGAGCAUCUGCAGGCUGUUGGUUUGCCUCUCUGGUGCUUUCGUUUCUCUCCGAUUGUUGAGGGUCAGCACUCGGUCACCGUCAGCAUUAUUGAUAAGACGGGAAAGCAUAAGAUAACAAAUAUGACAUUUCAAGCGACAAGGGAAGGGAGUGACAUGCAAGGUUAUGUCAGAGUUGGGAAGAACAACAUUCACUUUCAAUUCGACGGUGGAAAGACUUACUUUCCCAUCGGAGAGAAUGUGUGCUGGGUGAGCUACGAUCGAGGAACAUACGGUUACGAUAACUAUUUCAAUUCAUUAGCACAACACGGUGGCAACUAUGCUCGUCUGUGGCUAACGGACGUUCAAUGGGAUGGACUGGCAGUAGAGAUAUCAGUGGGAAAAUAUAACCUCGGCGAUCUGUGGCGAUUGGAUUAUGUCGUGGCUCUUGCCGAGCGAUUAAACAUGCGACUGUUGAUGUGCACAGAGAGUUUCAACCUGCUGCGAAGUAAGAGUGGUCCUCACUUGUGGGAGACGUCUUACUACAAUAAAGCAAAUGGUGGCAUUCUUGAUCAUCCUCAAGAUUUCUUCACAAGUGAGUUAGCCAAGAUGGACUACAAGAACAGACUACGUUAUCUGAUUGCCCGAUACAGCUACUCUACUAGUGUGUUUGCUUGGGAGUAUUUCAAUGAGGUUGACAUCACUGACGACUACAACUCUAAUGCUCAAGUAUUGUGGAUUAACGAGAUGACCAAGUGGGUUCAUCGCUACGAUGUCAAUCGUCAUCUUAUUUCGACAUCAUUUUCUAAUUCUGUGGGCGACGUGAACGUACAAAGCCUUGACAGCCUUGACUUUACAAUGACACAUAAUUAUGGCCAGUCAGACAUCGCCAUGACAACAGCUUUGUAUGCGAAGAAGAAGCUGUUGCAAUAUCACAAGCCAUCGUAUGUGGCAGAAUUUGGCAUUUCCAACGAGGACCACGAUAAAGAAGGAUGGUCUCUUCACAAUGGACUGUGGGCCACAACGGUACAACUGGCAGCCGGCACAUGCAUGACCUGGUGGUGGGAUAGUUGGGUAGCACCAAACCACCUCUACGGAAUCUUCGAUGGCAUUAGCCGGUUUGUGAACGAUAUUGGUAACCUAGCCGACUAUGCCUGGGUACCAGUGGUAAAUGCUACCGUAUCUGUGCCAACACUCAGACUUUUUGCCAUGUAUGGACAUCAAGACAAGGAAACAACAGGUUUGGUGGCGUUAUGGUUGCAAGAUUCGUGCUCCACGUGGUCUCAACACUUUGCUGGUAAUACAUGCAAGACACAAAAGAAUGUCUCGCUAUCGUUGUCUCUACCAAGAUGUGUAGAGGGAACAGAUCAUGUGGUUGACUGGUAUAAUACAACAAGUGGCCAACAGAUAUCUUCUAUGCAGCCGAAGUGUCAAUCCAACGUUUUGUCAUUGACUGCUGUCGAGUUCGUCAAUGAUGUUGCAGCUCUAGUUCAUGUGGCCUGAUGGUGUUUGUACUUGAGGUAUUUCUUGACGGUUUGCACUGAAUGACUCUGGUUUUGUACCUUUAAAUCUGCAAAAAAUGUGUGGCUGCCACUUGGCUCUGUGACCACUGACAAAAUAAAUUUGCAGUGAACUCCUUGUAAUUGU